Labrus mixtus (cuckoo wrasse) is the source of this 3283-nucleotide messenger RNA. It is a transcript of the gene limd2, whose product is annotated as LIM domain containing 2. The transcript is spliced from 5 exons. The record is from RefSeq and is a predicted model, not a curated record. Gene Ontology annotation, biological process: actin filament bundle assembly. NCBI's taxonomy places the organism in Eukaryota, Metazoa, Chordata, Actinopteri, Labriformes, Labridae. Gene Ontology annotation, molecular function: actin filament binding. The coding region runs from base 73 to 417 and encodes 114 amino acids. Gene Ontology annotation, cellular component: actin cytoskeleton; plasma membrane.
UAUAAAACCUCCAGCCACAGAGUGAACAGACUACAUAUUAUCAGCCGGUGUGUUGCAAGACAAGAAGCGCAGAUGGACACCAGGAACAGCACUGAAGAGAAACCUGUCCAGCGAUCUAAGUCCUUUAGCUUUAAAACCCAAAAGGAAGUGUGUACAUCAUGUGAGAAGACGGUCUACCCAAUGGAGAGAUUGGUUGCCAAUAACAUGGUCUUCCAUUCAGCAUGCUUCUGCUGCAAACACUGCAACGCCAAACUCAGCCUUGGCACAUUCGCAGCUCUUCAAGGUGAAUUCUACUGUAAACCUCACUUUCAGCAGCUGUUCAAAAGCAAAGGCAACUACGACGAAGGCUUCGGACGCAAACAGCACAAAGAGCUCUGGGCCUCCAAGGAGUCAGAUAAUAUAACAAAGACAGCAUAAUCAUGUCUGGCUGUGUCCCAUCCCAGUCCUGUCUCUUCCUUCAAGCCCCCCCCCCCUCACCCUCCCCUCCUCCCCCUCCUUACACUUCCUAUACAUCACGAUGAACACAUGCCUCACGUGCUGGGGCACUGGUAAAAUCACCCAGGCACUCACUUGCUUUUUGAAGGCCAUCAGAACAGAUACAUGCACAAACAGAUAGGAAAGGACUGGCCAGUCAUAAUCAUUCCACUUAAAAAAUAAUAAUAGUUAUAGUCUGGGUUUGAUUUUAUUAAUGUGUAUUUUCUUAUUUCCUGCUUGGAAUUGGUAGAUGAUUGUGACCAAAUGCCUUCUCUGGUAUGGGAAGUUUAAUAAUAAUCACUUUUUUUUCCUCUUUUUUUUUUAUUAUUAUUAUUUUUUUAAUCAUUUGCACCCUUUUACUUUACGAGUAAGUAAUCUGUGUGCUCAGGCAAACAUAUCAGAGGGGUAACAGAGCAUCCAUGUUUUGCAGUAGAGCAUAAACUCAGGUCAAUUUUCAUCCAAGAGUUUCUCGAACAUAUUGCUUAAUUUAACUCAUUUCAAUCAAAUAACACAAACCCAGUAAUAGCCCUCAUUAUUUUGACUUUGCUGUCAAGAGACAUUAAUGUCAGUUUGUCAGGUUUCAUAUUUAUGAUGAACAAACAGGGUGCAGAGUACUGUAAACAUAACCGCACACAUCAGCAACAGCUCACCUCUCUAAAUGUUUGUGUUUUAUUUCGGUUGCUCCAGCUCAUGGUUUGUUCUUAUUUUAUUAACCACUUUGAGUCUUAUCCUUGCAUGUUGGGAUGACUGGUUCUGAAUAGCCUUAUCUUAUGACUGUAUCGAUCUUUUGUGUUGUGAAUGAUUUGUCUCCAUGAUGCAUAGCAAAUCACUUCUUAAGGGGGUUUCCAAGAGUUUGGAUUUGAUUGAUGUCAUGGCAUAAGUUGAUCCUCUCCAAGCUUCAAUGGGUGAACUUUUAAUGGAAUUCUCAGAUUGUGCGUUUUGUAUUCUGUCUGUACAUAGAGCUGUAGUUUGUGACUUAGUGAACAUUCCCCACCAAACUCUACUCUCCACUUCCACAUACAACCCCACAUCAUCACCAGACUAGAUGUGGAUAAUCACAGGGAAACCAGAGGCUUUGUGUGUAAACAUCCCUCAGCUGAAACAUUUUAAGAGGCGGUAUAUACGGUUAUCAGCUAAGUGGAAUACCACAGAGACAUUUGUUCAUCACAAAUGAGGAUGUUAACAGACAAUGCUUAAGCCUUGCAGGUAAUCCCAAAACUGUUUUCUUCAUCAUAUCACCCUUGUCAGCAUCUUGUGAGGGUUUUUCCCCAGCUGUAUUUAGGUGUAAUAUAACUGGAUAGAUUUCACUGGGGCGUGGACGGAUCCUAUCCAUUCAUAUUUGUUCCCCCAAGUCCCAUAUAGUUAGAAUAGACGGUUUCCUUCUUUUUAAGUAAUGCCUUCCUGAUCUCAUCUUAUUCGCUAAAUGCAUCUUAGCACUUAGCCUUUAGCACCUGGACCUAUUUCUUAUAUUGAAUUAACAGUAUGUGUUUGACGGAGGGUUUGUCGUUGUAUUGGUCCCCUUUUGUGCUCCUGCAUGCUGCAUGAUAAAACUUGGUGCAGAGCACCCCCUACUGGGGAAAGUGUGACAGUAACGACUGGAGAAAGUGUGAAAAGAGUAUAGGAAGAAAAAAAUCUUGCCUGUGAACUCAAGGAAGCCUUUAUUCAAAGUUUAGUAAUAUGUUGCCUCAGUUUGCUGUGCAGCUACUGCACUUCAGCUACUUUGAUCUUACUUAAUUCCAACACCUAAGAGAAAUUAACACAGUUAGACAAGACUUCCACUUCUAUUUUUCAUUCCUUACAUAGAAUGAGUCUAAAGCCAUUCAAAUAUUUCAUUAUAGAAAAUGUCUGAUUAUCACUAAGACUUGACUGACACUUGAAUGACACAAAGUACUUUUUGUGACUGAAAGUUUACUGUGAAUUUAAGAGUGCCGUGUGGAAAAACAGAAACUUAAAGAGAUGGAUAUUUUCUUGAUUUUAAAGGAGAGGCCUUAGAAAUAAAUAGCUGACCUUGCUUUUUCGAACUAGUUCUUUGAAUCCACAAAUCUAGACCAACAAAUGUCCUGUUCAUGUCCAGAAACAGACAGGCUAACUGUAGAAUCCCACUCUUUAACAUAGGAUUACUUCACCCAACCAGCAUCACCUUCUAAUCUAACCACUUUUUAGCAACAUGUAUUUCUCAAUCAUUUCUAAUUAUACUUGUGUGACUAUGUAUAUUUCAUUUUUCAUUAUUCUUUUACAUUUUAAAAUGGUCCUCUGGAUCCCUGAGAAUGCUUUAAAAUCACAAGUAUUGUAUCUAGAAAUGCUGUCUUUGUCAUUCUCCAUUAGCAGUUCGCCAAGGUACAACUUCAGAAUCUGUGAAUUGCAACGUGUUAUUGUAACAGAGUAGACAAGGUACACUUUUACACUGGUGCCAAGAGGCUCAGGUGAAUGAUUGCAGUGUAACGUUUUAAAUGUAAAACCUGUGAGUCAUUUCAUUUUUUGUGCUAUACUUGAUGUGGACUUACUUCUCAAUGCUGUUGUUAUCAAGACAUUUUAAAUGUAUGCAUCUUUGAAACUUUAAUCUGUAUUAAAGACUUGACCUGUGGAUUGAGGUGGCCUUACAGAAAAAGGACGCUUGGACUGUGUUGGCAGUCUUUCCCCUCUAUUCCUCCUUCUCUCUAUUGCUUAGCUGUGGUAUGGAAAUGUAUCAUUUUAAAAGCACCCCCUUUCUACGCCAAUAUACACAUUCAUUUUGUGCAUUUUCUUCCUUGUUUUUAUUUUUUUUUACAUGCUUUUUGAGAAAAAAAAUAAAAUGCUGGUGUUGAUUUAA